This is a messenger RNA of Scatophagus argus, 1485 nucleotides long. RefSeq names its product lysine methyltransferase 5Ab (gene kmt5ab). The coding region runs from base 1 to 1155 and encodes 384 amino acids. The record is from RefSeq and is a predicted model, not a curated record. The transcript is spliced from 8 exons. NCBI's taxonomy places the organism in Eukaryota, Metazoa, Chordata, Actinopteri, Scatophagidae. Gene Ontology annotation, molecular function: histone H4K20 methyltransferase activity; protein binding.
AUGAGAGGAGCAGUACGUUUUUUAAAUCCACCACGCUUGUACAGUGGUCUGUCUGUGUCGUUGUACAGCCAAAUAAACACGCUGACACAGAGGGCAAAUUUAAUAGCCUUCCAGUCCUAUUUGGAUUUUAUUCUGGGAAUUGACAUGGCAAAAGGAAAGAAAGACGUGCUGAGAACCGCAGACGCCGUUGAACAUAAAGCCAUCUCAUGCAAGGAGACAAAGGAAAACAAACCAGCAACUAACAAGGAUUGCGUAGGUAAAGUGCAGUCAGUUUUGCAGUGUGGACGGAGUCCAAGCAAACCGAGAUCCCCUCUGAGCGAGAGUUCGGGCAAGCUGAUCCAGGAAGGAAAUGAAUCUGAUGCAAUGAAUCCUGACAUGUCAAAGCUGAAAAAAGACAUACCUAAUGAAAUAAAAUCUGAGAGUUGUGAGUCCAAAGAGCAGAAGACUGAAAAGUCCUCUCACAGUCAUGGGACGAGAGAACAAGCUGUUGACCAACUCGAGCAAAAAGAGUCCACGGCACAAACAAGUGCCAGGCCUGCAGCACAGAGCAAAGUGUCAGCAUCCAAAACUCGGAGUAGAACUGGUCGCAAACUUGGAGCAAAAAAGACAGAGAAUAAAGUUCCCCAAAACAGAAAGGUCACAGACUAUUAUCCCAUCAGACGGAGUAACAGAAAAACUAAGUCAGAGUUAAAGGAUGAAGAACACAAACACAUUGAUGACGUAAUAAAGAGUGGAACUGAAGAAGGAAUGCAGGUCAGACACAUAGAAGGAAAAGGGAGAGGAGUAUUUGCUGUCAAGGGCUUCAAAAAGGGAGAUUUUGUGGUGGAGUACCACGGAGACCUGCUGGACCUCGCUGAGGCAAAAAGAAGAGAGGCGCAGUAUGCUCAGGAUCCUCAGACGGGCUGUUACAUGUACUACUUCCAGUAUCAAUCGAAAACAUACUGUGUGGACGCUACAAAGGAAACAACCCGUCUCGGAAGACUGAUCAACCACAGUAAAACUGGAAACUGCCAGACUAAGCUUCACCCCAUCGAUGGAAGCCCUCAUCUGAUCUUGGUGGCUUCCAGAGACAUCAAGGCAGAAGAGGAGCUGCUGUAUGACUAUGGUGAUCGGAGUAAAGACUCAGUCUUGGCUCACCCUUGGCUCAAAUACUGAAACCUCGACCACAAGUGUUCGUAUUUCAGAUGGACUGGCGCUCUCUGCUGUAUGUAAAAGAUGCUACUGAUGAGUAGUCUUCAGCAAUGUUUUCAAAGUUUAAGAGUGUUUUGUUUUAAGUGAAGGCUAAAGCUUCAAUUCACGAGAUGUAUUUUUGCAGCAGUUGUUUUUAAUCCCUCUUUUAUAUACAUUUUUAUAUGCAGACUGAUGCAAGCUUGAAGAGUAUUUCUCCAGGAUGAAUAGUUUCACAUUGUCCAUGGGGUUUCCUUUUGUAAAUUAUUACCUGUCUUGUAAAUUGAGGAAUAAAAACAGGGUUGAGUUUUCAUCGCA